Molecule: messenger RNA, 1463 nt
Organism: Hippocampus zosterae (dwarf seahorse)
Lineage: Eukaryota; Metazoa; Chordata; Actinopteri; Syngnathiformes; Syngnathidae
Product: DNA repair protein XRCC4-like
Exons: 8
Coding region: 156-1046 (296 amino acids)
Biological process (GO): positive regulation of ligase activity; response to X-ray; immunoglobulin V(D)J recombination
Cellular component (GO): DNA-dependent protein kinase-DNA ligase 4 complex; nucleus; DNA ligase IV complex
Molecular function (GO): DNA binding
Source: RefSeq, a predicted model, not a curated record
GCAAUGCGUGACUCAGCACGUGUGCUGAUUGGCUGACGGAACAAGGGUCGAAAGCGACAGCUCGAACAGGAAAACAACUCAAAACAAAACAUUUUCAUACAACCUCCGUUCGAACAUCGCAGUGUCCUAAUAACAGUGAAGGUGACACGUGCAACAUGAAUAGUGCAGUCAGACAGAUCACUCUGGACACAGACCCGGGGAUCCCUUAUUUCCUGCGAGUCGACUUUGCCGGCAACCUCGGUGCUGGGUUCGCGCUAGCUCUCUCCGAUGGCGUCUCUGCAUGGAAUGGAGAAGUUUCAGAAGACGAGGUUAGGAGGAAGGCCAAUGACAUGGAGGUCCCGAUGGAGAGUUUUGUCAAGGAUCUUCAUCAAGCACUGAUUGGUGGCGGAUGGGCCAGAGGGGGCGGAAGGAGAGACCGUGACGUAGACAUCUAUUCUUUCGAACUCACCCUGGAUCGCCGGCAAUUCUCUUAUCACAAAAUUUGUGGCGGCGUCCCGGUGCACUUGGGCUCUUUGAAGCUUCAGCCUGCUCCGCACCCAUCCGCGCUGACCCGGGAGUUGAUUGGCCAGUCGCUCAAGCGCAACUCUCAUCUGAUGAAAGAAAACUCGCUGCUGUUGGAGGAGAACCGUAAACUGAAAGAGGAUCAUGCGCAGAUCCUUCAAGAGCUGGAACAUCAGGUUCAGGAUAAGGAAACAAUGACGAGGGACCUAUACGCCCGUUUUGUUCUGGUGCUCAAUGAGAAGAAGGCCAAGAUCAGAAGACUCCAGGAUGCUCUGAGUCAGCUCCCGCCGACAGCCUCCGUUCAGAGGAAGCAAAGAGAAAAUGACACCUCUUCCGGUGAAUACGACAGCCCAGACAGAAGAGAGGAGACAAUUCACGACAGCCAUUUGUUACUGGAACCAACCAUCAUUACCACAGGGCAUAAUCAGAUCAGCCAGGGUUUCUCUUUGGACCACACCGUUUCUCUUGAUGAGAUUGCUCAAGCCAGAUGGAAAGUAACGGAAACACUUGCCGACCAGAGACCGGGAACUUCUAAAAUGGAAUGAAAUCACAGCCUGCGUAAAGACACCAAGUGGUGCCGUAAAGCAUGUGAUAAAGAGGAACCGAGCACUCCCCCCCGCCCCGCUCCGAGCUCUCCAGGCCAAUGGAUGGCGUUGCCACUAAUGACUUGGAGAACGCGUUUGAGACUACACCACGAGCACGGAAGUCAUUUUUCAACAGUUGGACAUUGCCUCAAACUCGGCAGCCUUGGCUCUGGGUGAGAUCGACGACAGAGCAACAUCUUGCGCGGGCUACACCCAGAAAACAGAGUCUCAUCACCAGGCAACCGCUUGUUACUUUGUUGCCGCUUAUUCAUCAUACUGAACUGAGAAUUCACUUCAUUCCCCCCCCCCCCCCCCCCUACUAUGUUGAAGUGAAAUAUAUGCCAUAUGCCUUCAAUAAAAAGACCAAAGAAAAGAAGA